GUGGAAGGGCAGCCCAAUGGUGACACGAUCCCAGCUGAGCAGGCCGGGCCCUCCGAAGCCUCUGGAGCUGCUGGGAGUUGUCAGAGUGAGCAGAUAGUGCAGAAAAUAGAGGAAGUGCUCUCCGGAGCCCUCGGGACAGAGCUGCAGUGCAACCCAGAUGUAGACAAAAAUACUGUGAAAAAUAGUACUCAGUCUACAAAAAGGAGCUCUACAGGUGAAGAUGAAAUUCCUAGAAAAAAAGCAAAGAAAAACAAGAAGCACAAAAGCAAGAAGAAGAAGAAAAAGAAGAAGAAAAGGAAGAAAGAGAAGAAGCAUAAAAAGCAACCAAAGGAAUCCAAGUUGAGUGCGCGUCCCGGAGAGCCUGCAGGCGUGCAGCCAGCCCCUCCCUUGGUGCCAGAGCAGUCCAGCUCCCAGGUGAAUGUACAGCAAGGAGUGUUUGCAGAGGCAAACCUGGCUGGCCAUGUGCAGCCAGAACUGUGCUCCAAACCUGCUGAGGGGCUUGAUAAUCAAGCUUUAGGACUUGUUUCUCAUUCAGUGACUGAUUCUCAGCAAUCUGCAGAAAAUCUUGGAAGUGGGGAGGGGACUUUGUGUGCAGCAAAUCCUCCAUUUAAUUUAGAAAGUAUCCAGUCUAAUAUCCCAGAAAAUACUAGUAUAGCUCAAACUAGAAUUUGCACUAGCGAAGAACAAAUUCAACAGUCACAUGAAAAUAUUUAUCCUGUAGCUAUUAAUGCCAGUGUUGUUGAUACUGGAAAUAAUACUUGGUCCAGCAUCCCAUCUGGAGUUGUCAAUAAAUCAGAGAUUCAGAAAGAUUCAGUAGAAGCACUGGGAGGUACAGAAGUCACUCUGAAAUCUCAAAGCAUUGGGGAAGUAAAAGCUUCGGACGCAGCUCUGGAGCCUGAGGCCAUGGAGGUGUUGACUUACUCGGAAGUUUCUCAUCAGUCUGUGUCUCCCAGGGCAGCACAGGGGUUAGGAACAGCUUCAGAAUCCGUGUCCUUGGCAAGUGGUGUGACAGCAACCCCUACACCUGCAAAUUGGGCACAUCCAGGUGCUGUGACUGUAGCUCACAUGGCUGUGCCUGGGCAAGAAGUGAAAAUUCCAGAAACAGCUGAAAAACCUCUACAUGUGGGAAAUGUGAGAAGUGUGGAGAGACCUUUGGAACUGGGGGGUGCGAGCAGAACUUUGGAGCCAUCCCUGCAGCCCUCGGUUAUGUCUGGGAGUUUGAGCAUGACCCAGGGCAGCCCUCUGGAGGCUUCCAGUGUUCUGAAAGCAGGUGUACCUUUGCAGCAUCCUGUGACAGUAUCUGCAGCCACCCCUGUGACCCACGUGGAAAUAAGUGCCAAAACACCUCCAGGACCAGGAGCUGUUACAAAAAUGAAGGAUAUGGAACCAGCUGUGGGGAGCGUGAAAGCUUUAGAAACAACCAUGGAACCUGUUGUAGCAAAAGAUGUUAGAGCAGCUCAUGAAAGUGUGCAAGGCAGAAGUGUGGAAGGAACCACUGGUUCUGCAACAGCAGUGGGUGCAUCAGGAGUGUUCCUACAGCAUGGAGUCUUGGCAGAAACAAGGAGUGUGGACAGAACCCAGGGAUCUGCACUUCCAGCAGGAUUGACAGGUAUGAACGUGGUUGCAGAGACAAGAGGAUUAGGAGCAACUUCAGAACCUGCAGCAGUUGUACAGACCUUCAUUCCCCAAACAGCUCCACAAGUCCACACGGCAGAGGGUUUUAGAAGUCCACAAGCAAAAGAUCCAGAAGGUACUUCAUUGCUGAGAGAAUCAAGACCUGAGAGUGAAUCACAUGUGAGAGGUUUGGCACCUUGCCUGUCUUUGCAGAAGGAAAACACACAAGGUGCAGGAGGAGUCCUGAGACCAGUGCCUGGGGUGGAAGCAAAACCUUUCACAACAGCUUCAGUGUCCUUACAAGUAGAAGGUGUGAAAGCUUCAGAAGAAGCUGUGCAUUGUGGGACUGUUGCAAGUCCAGGACUUCCUGCCUUAGAAAGGACUCCUGAACCUGUGGUUGCUUGUGAAAGCGUGGAACCAGUUAGAGAGGCUGAGGCAUCUGCAGGGGUGGUGCCAUGGCAAGCCACAGCAGAGAGAGAAGCUCUCCGUGCAAGCCAGACCCAGAGUUCCAUCAUUGCACAGUCACAGAUGGUGACACACACAGAGCCCUCACACACUGAGGUGCUGAGGAAGAGAAGGGAUUCGGAGCACGUUCCAGAAGCAGACACAAGGAGCAGAGAAGCAGUCCUAGAAACUGUGCAAAUGUCAGAAACCGGUUCAAAAUCUAUUCAGGAACAAAGAGUAGGUCAUUCAGCAGCAGUGUUGGAGUCUUUGCCCAGAGUGGAAGAAAACACUAUGGCAGCAGGAGUACUGACAGAUAUGCAAACUCAGGGAUCUACUGGAGAACAUGAAAUUGCAGCAAGGAGGACCAGCACACAAGGGAAUGAGCUCUCAGAAAUGGAGAAAGCAAAAUAUCUGGAACCAGCAUCAGAAGCUGGAGGAAUGAGGUGGCUAGAGAGAACAACAGAGUCUGCAACAGUAGAGGUGAAAGGUUCUGAAACAGGUGAAAAGCUUGAGGUACCCAUGGGUGAUGCUUCAGCAGCUGUUCCAGAAUACUUGCAUGCUGAAAAGCAGCAAGAUCUUCAAGUAGUUCUAGAAGCAAAACCUGCUGCAGAAUGGAAGAGUUCAGAAGAGGCUCCAGAAAUCUUGGGUGUUUCUGAAACAAAACCUUCUGAAGCAGUUCCAAAACCAGGGGAUGUGAAAGGCCAGGAAACCACACUGGAACAUGAAGUGACAGCCGAGGUACAAUAUGUAGAAGGAGUACAGGGUCAACAGGUGGAGGAUAUGGUGAUUGAGAAGGAAGAUGCAGAAGAGACUCAAACUUCUGAGCCUUCAGUAGCAGAAACAGUUUUAAGUUCUUCACAUACAGCAGAGGAAAAAGUUUCAGCAGGGACUCCUGUAGCAGAAACACAAGAUUUGGAAACAGCUCCUCGGACUGAUGUAGAGCUGAAAGAUGCAGAAGCAGCUGCAGGGUUGGAGGCAGAGACAAAAGAUUUGGAAGCAGGUCCAGCACCUGAGACUGAUGCAGAAGCAGGUCCAGAACUUAUAGAGGAAGGCCAGUUGGAAGACACUCCAGAGGCUGAGGAUGUCAAAGAAGCAACUCCUGAGGAGGACUCAGAGAAAAGAGACUCAGAAACAUCCGAUGUGCAGCCUGAUGUGGCAGCACGAAUGAAGGAGACUCUCAUGAGGCUUGAGAAUGUUGUUGAAAAAAGUAGUCAUAGAACCAGUGAGAAAAAACAUGAUUCAAAGAAACAGAAAAGGAGCCGUUCCAAGUCUCAGUCCAGGUCUAGGAAGCGGAAGAAAAAAUCACGGUCACGUUCCACCUCCAGGCGUUUGACCUCUAAAAGAGCGCGUUCUAGGAGCAGAAACUAUUCGGUUUCCAGAAAAAAGCAUUCCAAAUCUAGGUCCCGCUCUGUGGAGAAGAGAGAGAGAAGAUUGUCUUCCCGGCGGUCCAGGCGCAGACAUUCUAGGUCAUCUGACCGCUACAGGUCUAAAUCCAGAUCAGCAGAAAAGAGAUUGUCCAGACGGAGACGCUCCAGGUCGUCUGACCACUACAGGUCUAAAUCCAGGUCAGUGGAGAAGCGAUUGUCCUCCCGAAGGUCCAGACGCAGACGCUCCAGGUCCUCUGACCGCUACAGAUCCAAGUCCAGGUCCGUGGAGAAGCGAUUGUCCUCCCGAAGAUCCGGGCGAAGACGUUCCAGGUCUUCCGACCGCUACAGGUCUAAGUCACGGUCGGCAGAAAAGCGAUUGUCCUCCCGAAGAUCCGGGCGCAGACGCUCCAGGUCCUCUGACCGCUACAGAUCCAAGUCCAGGUCAGCCGAGAAGCGAUUGUCCUCCCGAAGGUCCGGGCGAAGACGUUCCAGGUCUUCCGACCGCUACAGAUCCAAGUCCAGGUCAGUGGAGAAGCGGCUGUCCUCCCGCAGAUCCGGGCGCAGACGUUCCAGGUCGUCCGACCGCUACAGGUCUAAGUCACGGUCAGCAGAAAAGAGGUUGUCCUCCUGGCGAUCCCGCCGCAGACAUUCCAGGUCCUCCGACCGUUCAAAAUCGAGAUCCAGGUCUUCAGAAAAGGGAGGAGGCAAAGAGUACUCCUGGAGGUUCAGGAAUCGGUCUGGUUCCUCUGAUGGUUCAAAAUCCAGGUCCAGAUCUGUUGAGAAAAGAGGUCGGAAGGCGUCUGUGCGGAGGUCCAAACGUCAGCGCUCAAAGUCCUCGGAUCGCUACAAGUCUCGGUCCAGGUCGGUAGAAAAAAGGGAUCGAAAGCAAUCGUCGCGGAAAUCUAAACGUCAGCGCUCCAAGUCCUCUGACCGCUACAAGUCUAGAUCCAAAUCUGUGGAAAAAAAGAAAGAAUCCUCGCGAAAAUCCAAGCGUCGACGCUCAAAAUCUUCUGAGCGUUACAAGUCUAGGUCUAAGUCUGUGGAAAAAAAGCGCAAGGAGUCUUCAAAAAAAUCCAAGCGGAAACGUUCCAAGUCCUCUGACAGUGUUAAGUCAAGGUCCAAGUCUGUAGAAAAAAAAGAUAAGUCAUCCUCAGCAAAGUCCAGUAGCAAGCAUGAAUCUUCUGAACUUCAGGAGGCAGCCAAAGGUCUUGAUGAAGAUGUUCCUCAGUCUUCUUUUGGAAGCGAUGAUAAAUCCUCUAAUGGUCCCACAUCAGUAGCUUUGUCUGAUGGAGUAAAUGGCCCAGUUCUGCCACCAUCAUUUGGAAGUGGAUUAUCCAAAACUUCAGAGAGCGUUGAGGAAAGGUCCUCAUCUGUUGAAAAAACAGCAGAUCUGCAGCAUUCUGCCACAUCUGAACUUGAUACCUCCAAAACCCCAGAUGACCAGGAACUGAGAUCCACAUCGGUGGAAAAAACACAGGAUUCAGAGCUGUCUGUGACAUCUGAAAACGGAUCAACUGAAAAAGCAGCAGCUCUGGAGUCUUCAUUGCUACCUGAACUUCCAUACUCCACAUCCAAGUCAAGAUCCUCAUCUGUUGAAAAAAGAGGAGAUCUAGAAACUUCUUCAGUAGCAGAAUUUCAUGUCUCUGCAUCCCGUGAAGGUGAGUCCAGAACUGCACCUCUCAAAGAAGUAGAAGGUCCAGAGCUUCCUCCAGCACUGAAAAGAGAGAUGGAACUUCGGUCAUCCCUCCUGUCUGAAGGUGGAGUGUCCAGCUUGUCUGAUGGUCACGAUUCACAGCAUAUCCCUGGUGAGCACAGAGAGCUCUCGCAGGUUCUGCACGUACCUGAACGUGAGUCUUCCCAGCUGGCUGACAGCCCUGGAGCCGUGGAAGCUCAGAGGCCUUUCCUGCCACCGGAGAUGAUCCGCCCUGUGAUCCCUGAUGGCUGUGAGUCAGGCCAGAGGCAGGAGCCUUCUCUGCCUUCUGACAGUGGACAUUUUGUGUCUCCUGAUGGACAUGGAUCAGGAUCCAGCUUUGCUGCACCAACAGAUCAGCAUCCAUUGUCUGUAGGCGAGUCUUUUAAGUCACCACAUGGAAAUGAACAAAGAUUUUUAUCUGUAGAAAAAGUCAAGACUCCAGAUGUUUCCCUGACAUCUGUGUGUGGUUCUGUUGAGGUGUCUGCUGACGUCAUUUCAGUGUCUUCUUUUGAAGUUCAUGAGUCCAGACCAUCUGUUGACAAAGCUUUAGAUGGUCCAACACUUCCACAAGUGCUUGAGGUUGACUGCUCCAGAUCUUCAGAAAUGCACGAAUCAAGAUACCUGACUGGAAAAAUAGACGGUGCAGGAUCUUUGGUGAUGUCUAAAAGUGGGAUUCCCAUAUGCCACGAUGGCCACAAAGCAAAGUACAACUCCUUUGAGCAAACAGAGAGUGCAGACCUGUCCGUGGCAUCUGAGCUCCGGUGUUCCAUCUUGCCUGAAGGCUAUAAAUUGACAUCUGCUGCAGUUGAAAAAGUGGAGAUCCAGAAGCCUUCUCUCUCACUGGAAAGUGGCUUCUCCGUGUCUGCUGAUGGCUGUGAAUCAGUGGGCACACCUGAAAAACUACAGCCCCCAGUGGCUGCUGUGCCAUCAGAAGGUGGGGUUCUGCUGUUGCCCGACAGUCAUGAGCAGAGACCUGUCCCUGCAGAGAAAGCAGAAAUGCUGAAUUCAUCUGAACUGAAACACCUGGCAUCCCCUGAUGGCUACAAGCUGAGAUCUGCCUACAGUGAAGAAGUGCAGGAGCCCAUUGUGGUACGGGAACGCAGGUGUUCUGUUGCCUCCGAUGGUCAUGAGUUGGCAUCCACCACUUCUGAAAGAGCUGAGGAGCUUUCUCAAGUGUGUGAAAAUGAGUACACAGUAGGGCUUGAUGGUCUGGAGUUGACGUCAACCCCUGCUGAAAAAACGGAGCUGCGGAAGCUUUAUCAGAUGCCUGAAGAAAGAUGUCUGGAGUCCAUCGACAGCCAGGACCUGCAGUCACCCUCUGCUGAAGAGACACAGAUCCAACAGCCUGCUCUGGUGUCUGAAAAUGAUCAUGCCGUGUCCUGGGUGGGCCAGGAGUUGAGGGCCAGCUCUCCUGAGAAGGCAGAGAUGCAGGAGGAGGCUGUGGUUCCAGAACCAGAAGUGCAGGAGCAUUCCCUGCUGCCUGAAAGUGAAUAUGGUGAGUCUCCUGAGGGCCAGGAGGUGGCUGAGGCCAGCCCUGCUGAGAAGGACCUGCAAGAACCUUCUCUGACACCUGGCAGGGAAUGUUCCAUCUUCCAUCAAGGCCAGAUACUGCAGUCUGGCCCCACCAAAAGCACAGCAGUGCAGCAACCAGUGCUGGUGCAUUAUGCUGUAUCUCCUGAGGGGCAGGAGGUGCAGGACUGUUCUGUGCUGUCUGAAAACGAGUACGAAGCAUCCCCCAAAAGGCGUCAUUUGGGAUCCAGUCCAGUUGAAAAAGAACUGGAGGAACAUUCUGAAGCAUCUGAAAGUGAAAGUUCAAUAUCCAGUGAUAGCCAGGAGUUGCAGCCUGCUGUUGCUGGAAAAACAGAGGGGCAGGAGUUGUCCUUGUCUGAAGGAGAGUGUUCCAUGACUCCUGAAGGUCAGGAGCUGCAGUCCAGCCCUGCUGAAAGAGUUCGUGCCAAGGAACCUUCUCUGACAUCUGAACAUGCUCGGUCACCUGAAGAGCGUGAGUCGAGAUUGGAGCGUGCUGAGGAGGCAGAGGGUGUGGAUUCUGCUGUGGCAGCUGAACGUGACCAUCUCUUUUUUGAGAGCCAGGAGGUGAGCUUCACCUCUCUUCAGAAAGCAGAUGUGCGGGACCGUUCUCCAACACCUGAAAAUGAACAUGGAGCAUCUCCUGAAGGGCAGGAGUUGAGAUUCACCACUGUUGAAAAAGUAGAUGGUCUUGAACCUUUGACAGUGAACGAUAGAGCCUCCAUGUCCCCUGAUGGCAGCGACUUGAAUUCCAUCCCGGCUGAAAAAAUGGAUCAUGCAAUGCCUUCUUUAUUGCCUGAAGGGCGCUCGGUGUCUCCUGAUAACUGCAGUGUGGGCCCUGGAGAAGAAACGGGGGAUCUGGAGCCCUCUGUGAGAUCUGAGCGUAGAGACUCCACAUCCUCCUGUCAGGAAGGUCAUGAGCCAAGGUCUCCCAUGGAGGAAGAGGGUCUGGAGUCCUCUGUGACUUCUGAACAUAGACAGUCCCUGUCCCCUGAGGGCCAUGACCAGAAGUCUAUUGCAGAUGAAGAAAUGGAUGAUCUGGAGAGGCAUUCCACUUCUCCUGAUGAGCACGAGUCAAGAUCUAGCACUGGUGAAGAAGCAGAGGAUCUGGAGCAGCCUUUGACAACAGAACGUAGGUGCUCUGAGUCCUCUGAUGAGCACGAGUCAAGGUCAACCACUGGAGAAGAGGCAGAGGACGCAGAGACCUCCUUGGCAGCUGGAAGAAGAGAUUCCGUAUCCUCUGAUGACCAUGAGUCGAGGUCUGCUGCUGGGGAAGAUGUAGAAGAUGGGGAGCCCUCCUUGACAGCUGAACGUAGACACUCCACAUCUUCUGAUGACCACGAGUCAAGGUCUUCAGCUGAUGAGGAAGCAGAGGAUGUGACAGCUGAUCGUCGCUCUGUGUCUCCUGAUGGACGUGAGUCAAGGUCCACGGUUGGUGAGGAAGCAGAGGACCAGGAGAUCUCUUCGACAGCUGAGCGUAGACACUCCACGUCUUCAGAUGAGCAGGAGUCAAGGUCUACUGCUGGUGAAGAUGCAGAGGAUGUGGAACCCUCCUCGGCAGCUGAACAAAGAGAUUCCACCUCCUCGGACGAGCAAGAGUCAAGGUCUACUGCCGGUGAAGAAGCUGAGGAUGCGGAACCUCUGACAGCUGAACACAGGCGUUCCGCAUCCCCUGAUGGGGCUGAAUCGAGGUCUACCACUGCUGAAGAGGAAGGAGAGGAUGCAGAGCCCUCCUUGACAGCUGAACAAAGAGAGUCCACCUCGUCAGAUGAGCAUGAGUCAGAGUCUUCCAGUGGUGAAGAGGAGGGAGAGGAGGCAGAACCCUCUUUGGCAGAUGAGGAAAAGCAGGAUUCCGUGCCUCUUGAGCAGUCAGAGGAGCAGGACUCUUCCUUUGUCCCUGAAAGCAGACGUUCUGAGUCUUCCGAGCGUGAAAAAUCCAGAUCUAAAUCUGUGGAUAAAGCAUCUGACAAGGAGUCUCCACAGAGAUCUGUAAGCAGGCACUCAAAGUCUCCUGCUCCCCAGAAGAGUCGAUCCACAUCUGUGGAGAAAACAGCAGACAAAGAGUCCGUGCGGAGGUACAGACGGAGACGCUCCAGGUCCACGGCUCGCCAGAGGAGCCAGUCAACCUCUGUGGAGAAAACAGCAGACAAGGAGUCCUCACGCAGGUCCCGGCGGAGACGCUCCCGGUCCGCUGCUCGCCAGAGGAGCCAGUCCAAGUCUGUGGAGAAAGCAGCAGACAAGGAAUCCUCGCGCAGGUCCAGGAGCCGGCGCUCCAGGUCCUCCCAGCGCCGCUCCAAGCAAAUGCAAGAAGAUUGCUCAGAGCACUGAUGAUGUGAUAGUGAACAAGCCUCACGUUUCUGAUGAGGAGGAGGAGGAACGUCCUUUCUAUAACCAUCCUUUCAAGCUGAGUGAACCCAAACCUAUCUUCUUCAAUUUAAGUACUCCCAGCAUAAAACCAGCACCACCACCCCAACCAAAAAACCAGGUCAGCCUGUCCAAGGAGUUCCCUGUGUCCUCUGGGUCUCAGCAUAGGAAGAAGGAGGCAGACAGUGUGUAUGGAGAGUGGGUGCCCGUGGACAAGAACGGCAAGGACGACGGCAAGGACGACGUUUUCCCCAAGCCAGCCAUUGAGUGUGUGGACAUAACCACAGCCAUGAACGACAGAGCCGUGGCCCAGAAGAGGCUCAAUGAGAACUCCUUUGACCUGGAGGCCAUGUGCAUGCUGAACCGGGCACAGGAGCAGAUCGAUGCCUGGGCUCAGUCCAACUCCAUCCCCGGGCAGUUCACGGGCAGCACGGGCGCGCAGAUCCUGUCCUCGGACGAGCUCACCAACAGCGGCCCCCAGGCGUGGAUCCGAAAGGAUCAGUUCUUAAGAGCAGCCCCUGUGACGGGAGGAAUGGGAGCUCAGCUGAUGAGGAAGAUGGGCUGGAGAGAAGGAGAAGGCCUUGGCAAGAACAAGGAAGGCAGCGUUGAGCCCAUCAUGGUGGACUUUAAGACAGACCGAAAAGGAUCCCCUGCAAUGCCCUUGCUGGCAGGCAGCCACGGGGUCUGUGUCCCUAAGAAGGAGCUGCCCAGAGUGUGCCUGGGGCAGGCACGGCCCCCUCGCUAACCCCUGGUUCCCCCGUGCCAGGUGAGAGUCAAUGGCAACGAGUACAGGCCCACCUUUGCCAGCCUUAACAAGAAGCACGCGAAAGCCACGGCGGCCACGGCGGCGCUGCAGGCCAUGGGACUCGUACCAAAGGAAAGCAUGGUCAAUACCACCAUGUUCAGGAGUGCCUCACACCGCUAAGCUUGGCUUUACUGGGACACUGGUUCUGAGCAUUUUACUCUGCACAACAAAUGGUAUUUGCCCCUCUCAUGUUGUAAAUACAUCGGCGAUUCCCACCUUGUAAAAACUGUACAGACACCCGCAGGUUUUUUCUUUUGUACCAUCCAAAUGUAUUUAAAUCAUACUUAGUUUUUGGUAUGUUUAUAUUGUUUACAUUAGUGAUGUAAUUAUUUCUUAAACGACUAAAUCAGACGACAGACUCUGGAGGCAUCAGAAAUCCAGACCCUUGGCUGAAGCUCCUGCAGUUCCUCUCCUGUCAGAGCGUUGACCCUUUCUUUGAUACAGUUUUGUAGUGGCUGCAGAGUCCCCUGGGCUCGGGGGUGCUGGGGACACCCUGGGGCCGUGCCCGGGCGCUGCCCCUCGGUGCCACCCUGGGGCACAGCCUGGCCCAGCCCCCCAGGGGCUGCAAUUCCCAACCAGUGAAUCCACUGCCUGAUGCUGAUUGUACGGAUUUGUGGUUCAUGUGAAUUUUAAACUCUUUAACAAAUCUACAACUGGAUUUGGGGGGAGGGAGGGGGUAGAAUGACGCUUCAAUUGUUGUACCCAACUUGGUCAAUAAAGCAGCACAAGUUCAUAAUCUUCACCCCUGGUCAGUAAGCAGUGAUUGCGAGGGAUGCCAAGCCAGGAAACAGGAAUUUAAACUCGCCAAAAUGCCUUCUGCAAGGAACACACACGUACAGAAGUGGCUUUGUGAGGAUUCCCAACAGCCUUUGGGAUGGCAGGAGCAGGUCAGGUGGUUUUUGUUAGUUUUGAACUUUUACAAAAUAACUCCUUGGGAUGCAAUGUUCAGGAUAAGGAUCCUCUGCCCUCAAGGAGCCUGAUGCAGAGUUUGGGCAGUUGGACAGCAGAGAGGAUGUGGAAAGCUUUUCCUGCUUUUUAUUCUUUAUUUAAGAAGCAUUAAUCUUUGAUCUGUGUGCACCCUUCCUGAGGGAUCUGAGUUAGGGGCGGGCUGCCGGCAUUCCUGCACUGGGGUCCUUCAGGGGCUUGUCCCAGACGAGUCCUUGUGAGCUGUGAACCUGAGCAAACCCAGCCAGGGACCCUGUGGCCAUGGGGGUCCCUGGAGCUGAGGAGUCCCUGGAGCCCUGUGGGUCCCGUCAGGGUCACAGAACGCGGAGUCUCCUUGCUCUGCAGGGACAAGGCUUGGUGUUCCCUGUGCAGCAGGGAGUUGGGCUUGGUUUGGAGGCACAAAAGCCCCUGUGAGUCUGUCCAAGCGCUCCGAAAAUGCUUCAGUUGAUCUUCAUUUCAUGGACGUUGUUGUCUUGAAUUAAACUUUUUUCCCUUUGGCA
This is a messenger RNA of Zonotrichia albicollis (white-throated sparrow), 11259 nucleotides long. NCBI's taxonomy places the organism in Eukaryota, Metazoa, Chordata, Aves, Passeriformes, Passerellidae. The record is from RefSeq and is a predicted model, not a curated record.